Centruroides sculpturatus (bark scorpion) is the source of this 597-nucleotide messenger RNA. Its product is annotated as small integral membrane protein 8-like. NCBI's taxonomy places the organism in Eukaryota, Metazoa, Arthropoda, Arachnida, Scorpiones, Buthidae. The coding region runs from base 217 to 489 and encodes 90 amino acids. The transcript has 3 exons. The record is from RefSeq and is a predicted model, not a curated record.
UAUAAAACUAAUCUAAUUAUACACACGCAUUUAUUUACGCUUAUAAAUACUAAAAUAAAGUUUUUUAAGUGGUUAGAAACGUGUUUAAAUACGAUAAUGAUGUAAAAUACAACAGUAUGACAUUGUUCUCUGCCAUCUUAUCGUUAGGCUUACAAAUAAAUUUACGUGUAAUAAUCGUCUGAAUGAGUUCGUGUGCGGAUUAAAUAACUCAGCAGAAUGACUGAACAGAUGGGGUCAAAAUCAAAUGAUGUGAAAGCUCGUACGGCAGAUGGCUUACGUUACGGAAAUACAACUUUAUUCAGAAUUACAAAUUUUGAAUUGUUUGUAAAACCAAAUAAAGUGGUGAUGGCUGCAGGUUUGGUUGCAAUUUCUUGCUGUCUCGGAUACAUUGCCUACAUGAGAGCAUCCAUACAGAAGGACAACAUGUACGUCGCCGUUUUGGAAGAUGGAAGCGAACAGGUCGAAGCGAAAAAAUCAAAAUGGGAUUAAUGAAACGAUUAAUUUAAAAUGUAUUGAAGGGAAAAAAUAUUUAAUUAAAUAUAAAAUUUAAAUUUUAUUUCAUAGAUUUAGGUUUUUUUAUACAAGUAGUGAAAUGCA